Messenger RNA from Lotus japonicus, 2032 nucleotides. Its product is annotated as low affinity inorganic phosphate transporter 1-like. Gene Ontology annotation, cellular component: membrane. NCBI's taxonomy places the organism in Eukaryota, Viridiplantae, Streptophyta, Magnoliopsida, Fabales, Fabaceae. The coding region runs from base 200 to 1810 and encodes 536 amino acids. The transcript is spliced from 2 exons. Gene Ontology annotation, molecular function: phosphate transmembrane transporter activity. Gene Ontology annotation, biological process: transmembrane transport; phosphate ion transport. The record is from RefSeq and is a predicted model, not a curated record.
UUACAUGCCAAGCUUAUUCUUUUGACUUUGGAAGCCUUCCAGGGAUGGAUGGGGGACUAUGUUACCUAUAUAUAUGUAUGUAUUGCUGCAGCUAAGAGUACCUACGCCUCCCAAUCCCGAAACCACCACUUUUCUUCAGCUUAGUUUCAGACAAGCAGGAAACUUCUAAUAGGGGUUAAAGAAGGUAGCAGAUCCAGUGAUGGCUCGAGAAUUGGGGGUUCUCAACACACUUGAUGUGGCCAAGACACAACUGUACCACUUCACUGCAAUUGUGAUAGCUGGAAUGGGCUUCUUCACUGAUGCCUAUGAUCUCUUCUGCAUUUCCCUUGUCACCAAAUUGUUGGGGAGGAUAUAUUACACAGAACCAAAUGCACCAAAGCCUGGAACUCUUCCUCCUAAUGUUCAAGCUGCUGUCACUGGUGUUGCAUUUUGUGGAACAAUAGCAGGCCAGCUAUUCUUUGGUUGGCUUGGUGACAAAAUGGGGAGAAAAAAAGUCUAUGGUUUAACUCUUAUCAUAAUGGUAGUGUGUUCAAUUGGCUCAGGCCUCUCUUUUGGGUCAAGUGCAAAGAGUGUCAUGGCAACACUAUGUUUCUUCAGGUUCUGGCUUGGAUUUGGGAUUGGUGGUGACUACCCUCUUUCUGCUACAAUCAUGUCUGAAUAUGCCAACAAAAAGACUCGAGGCGCAUUCAUAGCUGCUGUGUUUGCUAUGCAAGGAUUUGGAAUCCUUGCUGGUGGGAUAGUUGCCUUGAUUAUCUCAGCUGCAUUUGACCACAAAUACAAUGUUCCAUCAUAUCAUGAAAAUCCAGCAGCAUCCUUGGUACUUCCUGCAUUUGAUUAUGUUUGGCGUAUGGUUUUGAUGUUUGGUGCAGCCCCAGCAGCACUUACUUUCUAUUGGCGUCUGAAAAUGCCGGAAACAGCUCGCUACACAGCCCUCAUUGCCAAGAAUGCAAAACAAGCGGCUGCAGACAUGUCUAAGGUGUUGAAUGUUGAACUUGUAGUUGAGCAAGAAAAGUUAGAGACAAUUACAGAAGCAGCUAACCAUCAGUAUGGUUUAUUCAGCAAGGAAUUCGCCAAGCGCCACGGGCUGCAUUUGCUGGGAACCACUUCCACUUGGUUCUUAUUGGACAUAGCAUUCUACAGCCAGAACCUUUUCCAGAAAGACAUAUUCAGUGCAAUUGGAUGGAUCCCUCCAGCUAAAGAAAUGAAUGCAAUCCAUGAGGUUUACAAGAUUGCAAAAGCACAAACACUCAUAGCACUAUGCAGUACUGUGCCAGGUUACUGGUUCACAGUAGCACUUAUCGAUCACAUGGGCCGUUUCGCUAUCCAAUUGAUGGGUUUCUUCUUCAUGACUGUGUUCAUGUUUGCCCUGGCUAUACCCUAUGAUCACUGGACCCAAAAAGAGAACAGAAUUGGGUUUGUUGUGAUUUACUCACUCACAUUCUUCUUUGCCAAUUUUGGUCCAAAUGCCACCACUUUUGUUGUGCCAGCAGAGAUUUUCCCAGCAAGGUUGAGGUCUACUUGUCAUGGAAUCUCAGCUGCUGCAGGAAAGUUAGGAGCAUUGGUGGGUGCAUUUGGGUUCUUAUAUGCUGCACAAAGUAAGGACCCCUCCAAGACUGAUGCAGGGUACCCAACUGGUAUUGGGAUUAAGAACUCCCUUAUUAUGCUUGGUGUGAUCAACUUCACUGGGAUGUUAUUCACCUUAUUGGUUCCAGAAUCAAAGGGAAAAUCACUAGAGGAAUUGACUGGGGAGAAUGAAGAUGGUGUUGAGGAAAUUGAGGUAGUAGGUUCUGCAAGGACAGUUCCAGUUUGAUUCAAGUGUGUGAUAAAAAAUUAAAGUUGUGUUUCAGCUAUAUGAUAAGGGGUGCUAGAACAAUUAAAAAGUGUAUGUUUUUUGUGUUGCUUUUUAGUUAAAAUUCACAUUUGUAUUAUACACGUUAAUAAACAAUACGCAUGUACUUUGUUUGAGUGUGAUGACAUAAAUAUAUAUAUGUAUGUACUAUUUACUUAACUAGUCACAAUAUUUAUUUUGUGA